AUGUUGAGCACCCUGAGUAUUAACGCCAACGGCGAGGUCGUUGGCGGUUCCACCAAGUUCAAGCUUUCGAGUAAUCAUCUCUUCGCGGAUGCCUGCAACAACGAUCAGCAACAGCAGCAGGACCAGAAGAAGGCCACCGAAUCUGCCAAGGACAGCCUGAGCACCGCUCAGAUCGACAUGCUCAAGGGCGACCUCCAGGACCUCGAGGCCAGGUCCGCUGAGUACCGUUACCUCCUUUCGGCCAAGUUGAAGUGGCCUUUUUAG
Molecule: messenger RNA, 264 nt
Organism: Acanthamoeba castellanii str. Neff
Lineage: Eukaryota; Discosea; Longamoebia; Acanthamoebidae
Exons: 2
Coding region: 1-264 (87 amino acids)
Source: RefSeq, a predicted model, not a curated record